GAAGAGCCCGUCGUAAGGUUGUCAUCAGUGUGCGUCCUGGCUCCUGAAUGCGGCGGUCGUGCCGGUCGUUGGCGUAAGCUGUGCUUGACCGCCGUCUGCAGUUGCCAUGGAAUGUGAGUGCAGGUGGUUGUGAUUCCGCUGCGCGUCCUGCUGCACCGUGUUUCCUCUCGUCAACUGUUCCUUUCAACUAGACUCUUUAUUCGAUAAUUUCUUCAGUUCGGAUUGCAUUGUACUUCAGAAGAAUUGAUGGGAUCAGCGGCAGAUCAGAGAGACCGCCGGAGCAGCACGUCUGGACGCCCAACCACCUGCGCCUGAGUAACAAGUCGUACGCUCUGCAACGCCCCAUGGCAAAACUGGUCCUCCUGCAGCAGCUCGGAAUAUCAGUGCCUGAAAUCUACAGCAGCAAGAACCUAGAGCAGCAGCACGCGCUAGUCAUUUCCUCUUCACCCGCCCUGUGCACGCAGCCACAAUCUAAACUCGAACCCCUCCAGUGUAGUGCAGAGACCACCCCCCUGCGUAGUGAGUGCAAAACCCUCCUGACAUCCGUGACCCCAGUUGUAACAACACUCUUGCCCCCGUGUGUCGCACCAGCAUGUCUGUGGACACAGAGCCCAAGUCUCAGGUGCCUUCUGGCCAGCAGCUGCUAGACCAGCGUUGUUCGGUGCAGUCUUCAUCUUCCUCGUCGUCGUCGUCGUCGGGCGAUGGUCGUUGCCGCCGAGCCACACCACCGGACGGUGGCUGGGGUUGGGUGGUCGUGUUUGCCUCCUUCAUGAUCAACCUGAUCGCCGACGGUGUCUCCAUGUCAUUCGGCAUCCUCUUCGUCGAUCUCAUCGACUACUUCGAGCAGAGCAAGGGCAAGACGGCGUGGGUGGGCUCUCUCUACCUGAGCAUGCCGCUUCUCACGGGCCCCAUCGCGUCAUCACUGACCGACCGCUAUGGCUGCCGGCGCGUCUGCAUCGUGGGCUCGCUUCUAGCUGCCAGUGGCUUUGUGGCCUCCUACGUUGGCACGUCCCUCGAGUUUCUUUUUCUCACGUUCAGUGUGUCUGGAUUUGGCCUGGCCCUCUGCUACGUGACGUCCAUCGUAAGCGUUGCCUACUACUUUGAGAGGCGACGGUCACUGGCCACUGGUCUGGCUGUCUGUGGCACGGGCAUCGGAACAUUUGUCUUUGCUCCUCUGACCAUCCGCCUGCUCGAAACAUUUGCCUGGCAGGGAACACUGCUCAUUCUGGCCGGCUUCUUUCUCAACAUGGUACUUUCCGGUGCCCUCAUGCGAGACCUCGACCUCUUCGGCGAUGACGACGAAGAUGAGAACGGCACGGACACUCACGAGAAGAAGACCCUGCCCUCUGCCGGAGGUAGUGACCAGAGGCUCUGUAGCUCCCUCAUUCAGCUUCCGACGUACAUCACGGACCAGCGCGGUGCAUCCCUGGACGUGCUAUCCGAGAACUACAACAAGGAGAAGGGCCACCUGAACACACUUCUGGUACAGCACCCUAACAUCUGGAACACCAUUGACCCUAGCUCGACCAUCAAGAGCAUGCCACCCAACUUUGUGCUUCCACCGUCAAAGGCCAGUGCCGCCGCCGGCCCCACGGCAACUGCCCUGGCAUGCCGUGAUGGGCCGAACGGCUGGGGUGGUGAGCGCCGUCUGCAGCAGCGAGCCGACUCGGCGUGCCUGCGUAACAUGCGGCUCCAGCGGGGCAGCCUCACGUACCGCGGUGCCAUGCUCAACAUCCGCCGCUAUCGGCUGCGGGCAUCGAGCUGCCCCGACAUCUAUCGCAACAGCAUGUUGACCAUCAGCGGAGAGGACAAGACGUGCCAGUGGCUGAGCGACUUGAAGGAGGUGCUGCUGGACUCCAUGGACGUUAGGCUGUUCCUCAACGGCCGCUACACGCUGCUGUGCAUCUCCAACUUCCUGCUCAACGCGUGCGUUGACAUCCCCUACAUGUACCUGCCCGACAGCGCCAUCCAACUGGGUGUCGACAAGGACCGGGCCUCCUACCUCAUCUCCUUCAUUGGCAUCCUCAACACCUUUGGCGUGGUGAUAGUGGGCUACCUGGGCGACAAGUCGUGGCUGGAGCCGACGCUGCUCUACAGCCUACUGACGGCCAUCAGCGGAGCGGCCAUUGCGGUGCUGCCCAUGGUGAGCAGCUACGCGGCCCUGUCCCUGCUGAGCUCGGUGUACGGCUUCGCCAUCUCGGCCAACUACACGCUGGUGCCAGUCAUCCUGGUGAACCUCAUCUCACUGGACAACUUCACGGGCGCCUAUGGCCUCCUCUUGCUCAUCCAGGGAGUGGCCGGUCUCAUGGGACCUCCCAUUGCGGGCUGGCUGUGCGACACGACCGGCGCGUACGAUGCCACUUUCUACUUCAGCGGCCUGAGCAUUCUCGCCUCGGGCGUGCUUAUGCUGCCCGUGGCCAGCAGCUGGCGUUGCCAGAACCCCGCCUCCUUCAACCACCGCGACAACGACAGCACGUCCUCCUCUUCAGCGACCGCCGCCGCCGCCACCACUGCUGAGCGGCGCAAGCACGUCACGACGGUCCUCCUGCCGCAGAACGGCGCCAACCCCGCUGCGGCCAAAUUCGGCGAAGAAGAGGGAGCUCCGCACGAGACCGUGGCACUAGUCAGCAAUGGUAUCCAUGUGUGAGCUUGUCCCUCUGUCUUCUUUCCUCCACGCUCGGAUCUGGAAGCAUGACACCGUCGAGCCACGGUUGCGGGCUCACACAGUCAGACUUUCUUCUUCUUUUUUUUUUUUGCUUUUGUCAACCUUGGGCACUGCGUUAGCAGUCACGUGAUCUCCGGUCGGCACAUGGGAAAGUCAGACCGGUACAUCUUUCCUCACAUUACGUGGCAGCACAUUCUUGGCUGUUGCUGCAUGUGGUUUGCGUACGAUGUGAUGUGACGCCUCUGAAAACACGUAGCUCAGUUUAUUCAGUGCAGCAACCUGCUGGGAAUUUGAACGUUGCUAAGGCCCGGGGCCGCAUUUUGUAACAAUCCAUUUAACUUAUCUGUACAUUUUGUCCCGUGUCAUUGGCUCAUAAGUCACCAUUAUCACCGAGAUCGGCCACUCUGCGCGAUGGAUGAUAAGAAGAAUGGAAAUUAAACGGAAGUGGAUUGUUACAAGAUGUGACUCCAGGUUGCCUAACCUGUCGAGUAUAAAGACGAGUUCACCUUCUCCUUCAGAAUGCAACAGAUGCAACAAAGGCUUUCCUAGACAACACACGGAGUUGGAUGUAGUCACUUGCACAGUGGUUUUCCUUCUUUUCAAGUGCAAGCACAUCUUUUAAAGUGUGAAGCAAGCGGCAAUAGCAUGAAGUAAGCAAAUACAGUGAGAUGCACACAGCACCUGUCUUGUGUGUUAACAUGCUUCUUGCUGUCUUGUUGAUUUUUUGCCAUUGCCUCUCUUCUUGUUUGCUUGCAUUUUUUAUAUAUGUAUAUGUAAGGUCUUGUAGAAUUACAUUGAAGCUUCGAACAAUUUGUACUUACACCAGCUCUACUUUUACGCUUCUAUGUUGAGCAUGUACAACAUAUUGUAUUGGUUAACCACUGCAACAGUGGUUGGUCCCUGUGCCAUCGUGGUUUAUUACGAACAGUACUUAUAACAUGACGUACUAGGACAUUAAAAAAAGUGUAACGAAUCA
Molecule: messenger RNA, 3641 nt
Organism: Dermacentor silvarum
Lineage: Eukaryota; Metazoa; Arthropoda; Arachnida; Ixodida; Ixodidae
Product: monocarboxylate transporter 12
Exons: 5
Coding region: 593-2647 (684 amino acids)
Biological process (GO): transmembrane transport; monocarboxylic acid transport
Molecular function (GO): monocarboxylic acid transmembrane transporter activity
Source: RefSeq, a predicted model, not a curated record